AUGAGCUAUAGGAAUCAGCGCGAGGAACUAAAGAAGGCUAUCACGAGACAUCUUUCCAUCGACAUCGAACAAUGCAUAACGCAAAGCGACGUGAAGAGCGUCGAACACAUCGUCGCACAGGUAGCACGCGCCGAGACGUGGCGAAAGUUCCAAAAAUCGUACCUGCUUCGCAUGGAUCCAAACGAAGAAGGCGAGGAAAAGGACUUUAUUGCGCAGAGCCGCCGCGAGACGGUGGGCACACCGAAAAAAGACCUGGUUCGUCAGGACAGCACAGCGUCGAUCGCGAGCAUGCUGAGCGAAAGUUCGUUGAUGGGAGGUAACGUCGCCUUGUCUACCGAUCACAUCCGGGAAGUGUGCAACCUCAUACGGUCGCCGUCGCCGUCUUCUAAGCUUCACGCCAUUGAUAUUCUGAACAACGUUUCCAACUACGAGAACUUGGUCGCCUGUGACGAGUGGCCCGUGCUCGAAGAAUGGAUCAGGUCUUUGCUGCUGCACCCUUCGACGGUCAUCAAGCGCGAAACGCUGCGCCUGUUCUGGACAAUGCUGUCCUCCGGAGGCGUAGUGUUCGAACACACUUAUACCAGCCUACUGCUCGCAGCUAGGGAUCAAGUUUGCAAGCACAAUUCGUCCGCGCCGUCAUCAAAACCCCACGGCCGCUCCGCGGGGCCGGUUGACGUUGUGGAGUUGCUGAACGUGUACCACAGAAACUUACCGCGCCAGUGGCUGCGAUUUCCGCGCAAGGCCAUCAGGCAUGUCAUAGAGCAGGCUCUCGCGCUCAUGGACGACAGCAUUUACGACAACUUUUCUCGCAUCUGGAAGUCCUUCGCGUCAGCGGACACCCAGGCGGCGUGGCUCGGCAGCUGGCUACACGGCGCCGAGAGUCGCGCUGUCGUCUUCGAGUGCCUCGCGGAUCACACGAACAUUCUGCUCCACGCCCUACAACUAGUCACCAAUUACAAGAAGUUUCCGGACUUGUGCCAGCGCAACACGGCGAGCCACGUUUACGCAGCUUGCGUCCUCUUGCGCGUGCUGAUGUACAAGGCUGGCAGGGAGCUUUUCGACUCCCUCAGCUCUGGUGGGAACACAGAAAAAACGUGGUUUGACGUUUUCAUAAAGGUUGUACUAUUCGCCAAAGUUCUGUGGGGAUCCAAAUACGAAAAUUUCCCGCUACUUCUUAACGUCAUGACUAGAGCGGUGUCUUUGAUUUGCAACCUCACCGAAAGUCCGAUUCUCCCUCAGCAGGCUGAGGUCCUCAUAAGCAGCUUGGUAGAUUCAAGCAAAAGUAGCUCAAACGGCCAAUGCAGCACACACAUACUGUCGGAAUGCCUCGGCGCAAUGUGCUUGUCGGCCUCCGGCUUGGUUCUCAUCACAAACUGCACGUACAAAGCUUGCAAAGUACCUCAAAUAAUACUGUGCUCAACAAAGCGAGCUAUAGAAAGACGCAGCGAGCACGGACUCUGCGCUCGGUGUGUGUCUAAUUUCCUGAGGGCGAGUGGCAGGAUUGUCCAAGAUCCAGGAUAUCUCCUGUCCGGGGGAUGCGCAGGCGUCGUCAGGCUCCUGUCAUGUGCAUCGGAGCUCACCGCUGUGGCAGACGAAGAGCUGAAAAAAAGUUUGACGAGUUUUGUGAAAGCUCUGCUUACUACCAGUCUCGGAACAGCUCUGCUUUGUGUUGGGACCAUCCCUGAAGCCUAUGAGAAGAUUGUGCUAGAUGUCACGGCUGUGUCUGAGAAAGUAAAAUAUUGUACACUGCACAUGCCAUCGUCACUACUCGCACAAUGAAUUGGUCCUUUGCGC
Dermacentor silvarum is the source of this 1794-nucleotide messenger RNA. RefSeq lists its product as uncharacterized. The transcript has a single exon. Bases 1 to 1779 code for a protein of 592 amino acids. The record is from RefSeq and is a predicted model, not a curated record. NCBI's taxonomy places the organism in Eukaryota, Metazoa, Arthropoda, Arachnida, Ixodida, Ixodidae.